GGCAGGUGAGCCAGUUCCCCGAAGGCGGACUGGAGUUUGGUGUUUGGGACCGCGGAUAGAGAUGUUGCUGUCGCCGUCCUUGGUGCGCGCAGGGGUGUUUCUGCUGCUGCUCCUCCUGGCGGCUCCGCUGCACGGCCGACAGAUCCGGUUCGGGGCGAAGGCUCUGCGGGUCAGGCGGGGGUUACGCGGCGGGGCUGAGCCGGAGACUGGAUGCGGCCCGCAAGACGAAGGAUUCGGCAAGGAGGUGCUUGGCAACAACACUCACAAGCGUGUCUUCAAUGACCUCAGUGGCUCAGUGUCCCUUUCCUGGAUUGGAGAUAGCACUGGAGUUAUUCUUGUGUUGACUACUUUCCAGCUUCCCCUAGUGAUCAUGAGCUUUGGUCAGUCUAAAUUAUACCGAAGCGAAGAUUAUGGGAAAACUUUCACAGACAUUACAGAUCUCAUUAACAACACUUUCAUCAGAACAGAGUUUGGAAUGGCUAUUGGGCCAGAGAAUUCUGGGAAGGUGAUACUGACUGGGGAUAGAUCUGGACAUAGAUCUAGUGGAAGAAUCUUCCGAUCGUCUGAUUUUGCAAAGAAUUUUGUACUAACAGACCUUCCUUUCCAUCCUUUAACUCAAAUAAUUUAUCACUCUCAGAAUUCUGAUUUGUUAUUGACCCUCAGUACAGAGGGUAGCUUGUGGAUAUCAAAGACAUUUGGUGAGAAAUGGAAAGAAAUCCACAAAGAUGUUUGCUUGGCCAAAUGGGGUUCUGGUGGAACCAUCUUCUUUACUACCUACCUGAAUGGCUCUUGUAAAACUGAUAUCGGAUUAUUGGACUUAAAGAAAACUAAAGACUUUGGGAAGACAUUCAAGACCAUAGGAAACAACAUCUACUCCUUUGGCCUAGGUGGUCGUUUUCUUUUUGCAUCUGUGAUGGUAGAAAAAACCAAGACAAGGAGAAUCCAUGUGUCACUAGAUGAAGGUGAAACAUGGAACAUGGCUCAACUUCCUUCAGUUGGACAAGAACAAUUUUACUCUAUUUUGGCAGCGAAUGAUGACAUGGUGUUCAUGCAUGUGGAUGAACCUGGAGAUACUGGACAUGGAACAAUUUAUACCUCUGAUGAUCAAGGCAUUAUAUACUCCAAGUCCCUGGAAAGGCAUCUCUAUACUACCACUGGGGGAGAGACAGAUUUUACCAAUAUAACUUCCCUACGAGGCACCUAUAUUACCAGUGUGCUUUCAGAGGAUAAUUCAAUUCAGUCUGUGAUUACCUUUGAUGAAGGAGGGGAAUGGGUACACUUGAGGAAACCAGAAAAUGCUAAGUGUGACUCAACAGCCAAAAAUAAAGAAAAGUGCAACCUUCACAUUCAUGCCUCCUAUAGCAUCUCCCAGAAGCUGAAUGUACCUAUGGCACCUCUGACUGAACCAAAUGCUGUUGGAAUUAUUAUUUCUCAUGGAAGUGUUGGAGAUGCUAUCUCAAUAACAAACCCAGAUGUUUACAUUUCGGAUGAUGGUGGCUACACCUGGUCACGGACACUUGAAGGUCCCCAUCACUAUGCAAUCUUGGACUCUGGGGGCAUCAUUGUGGCUGUUGAACAAACUCAUUUUGUCAGAGAGAUUAAGUUCUCAACAGAUGAAGGACAGUGCUGGCACAGCUAUAUUUUCAGUGAGGAACCCAUCUUUUUCACUGGUUUGGCAUCAGAACCUGGAGCAAAAUCAAUGAAUGUUAGCAUCUGGGGAUUUCAAGAGAGUUUCUUAUCUCGCCAGUGGAUCUCAUACACCAUUGAUUUCCAAGAUCUCCUCAGCAGAGACUGUGAAGAAAAGGACUAUACAAAGUGGUUGGCUCAUUCCAACAAUCCCAGUAACCCCUCAGAUGGAUGCAUACUGGGAUACAAGGAGGAGUAUCAACGCCUUCGCAAAUCUUCUGUCUGUAAAAAUGGCCGGGACUACAUUGUGACCAAGCAGCCAUCUGUCUGCAUUUGCACAUUAGAUGACUUUCUUUGUGAUUUUGGCUAUUUCCGCCCAGAAAACCAGUCUGAAUGUGUGGAACAGCCAGAGCUGAAGGGUCAUGACUUGGAGUUCUGCUUGUAUGGGAAGCAAGAGCUGUUAAAGACCAGCGGAUAUCGGAAAAUCCCAGGGGACAAAUGUGUAGGUGGGAAGAAUCCCAAACGUAAAGAGACCGAUCUGAAACAAAAGUGUACAAGUGACUACUUGAAGUCAAGUCCAUUGAAUACCUCUUCUAACUCUACUCCAGUCAUCCUGGCUGUAAUUGCUUUGAUGCUCCUCACUGCCGUCGCUGGAGUAGUCAUCAUUAAGAAAUACGUCUGUGGGGGAAGAUUUCUGGUUCAUCGGUAUUCUGUCCUGCAGCAACAUGCAGAAGCGAAUGGCUUUGAAGGACUUGACAUACCUGGGGCCACUAAAUCUGGUUACCAUGACGAUUCUGAUGAGGAUUUGUUGGAGUAGCGAUGUUCUCACUAGGACUGCACACUUCAUGGGUUUGGCUGCUGCUGUAGAAGGGCAUGAUUGCCAACAGUCCAUUUUACUUCCGAUAUCGAUGCCUUUCCCUUUUCUGAGAGAGUCUAUAUUCCUUUUGCUUCUAUCAGAUGUCUAAAACCAACAGAGCUGCAAGAACUGCAUUAGAUUUUUUUUUAAAGGGUGAGGUCAAGGUUCUCUAACUCUGUGGAAUGAAGAAGGAAAGCUGUUUAAUUUAAAUAUAGUUUUAUUUUAAUCAGAUUUUUCCAGCUCUAAAGGGAGAACUAAUAGGACUGUGAAAUAAGGAUUUCACUAAAUAUUAGCAUUACUAGGUACAAUGUACUAUGCUGCUGGAAGAAACUCCCAAAUCCCCAAAUGGGAAACACAUACUGCGCUCCAACACUGUGAUAAAAUUGCAUUGAAGAUCUUAAGCACGACAACACUCCUAGCAAACAGAGCAAUGAGAUGCUGGUCAGAGAUUGUGGGUAUUAACCAGCAUCACAAUGGGCUGUGUGCCAAAAUGCAUUUUAUUUUUGUUUCAUCUAAAAUGUAAUCAAAUGGGUAGAUGUGUACUGUGUAAUGUAAGGAUGACUCCAAGGCUUGAACUGAGUCUGCAGCCCAAUAUCCUAUGAUUCCAAGGAACUGAACUGUGAAAUUAGCAUGUGUACUGCCAUAAAUUCAGAAACAAACUGCACCAUUCUGGAUGGGAAAGAGAUGGUUUAAAAAAAUAAUAAUCUAAAAAUAAGCGGUACAGAUCUGUUAGAAGUAAGAACUAUUUAAAUUGUUUAGGUACUAAAUUAGAUACAUUAGAUCAGUUUCUUGAAGGAAACCUUUGUUCCAAGCUACAGCACUAUGAAGGUUUCCGUAUUUUCCUUUUCACUCUUUUCUUGAAAGCAAUAGGUUGGUGCUUGCCACUUCAUCACCAUUUUACUAUUGUGGAUUUAUUGUGGAGCCCCUCUGUAUCAAAGCAGUUAAACUGUUGUAAAACCCUUGUGAAAUCGUAUGCUUGAUUUUCCUAAAGCAAUAGAAAUGGAAUCUUCACAAUAUUUAAUUCAAACUGUCUUGAAGUCUAGUUAGAAACUGAUCUACCAGAAAACCAGUUGACCAGUUGAAAGCACUCCAGUCCCCAAAAGACAACUUUGAAUUUUAUGUGGGUAGACUUUUGCUUUCCCAAUAGGGCGAUUCUAAUGCUUCCCUCCUGCAGUUUUCAUCUGUGCUCUGGGAGGUUCUUUGAUCCUCAAAAUAUAUUUGGGGUGCAGGUUGGGAUGGAAGGAGAGCAAUAUUUUCCAAUACAUUCAGCUACUGAGUGAAUGUUUCGGCCAGUUGCUGAAACAUAUUUGGGUAAAUUCAACUGUAACAAUGGUGAGGUUUUUCCACUCAUGGUGGAGAGAAGAGCUGCAGUGUACAGACAGUAAUACAUGGUUAUUGAAGUUGAAAUUUGAGGUGUCCCCCCUCCCCCUAAAUUUGGGGAAAACACUGGAGGAGGAUUCUUCAUUUAAAAAAUAUUUCAAGACUAUUUUAGGGAUUCCAUUAUAGAUACCAUGUGCUUGCUUCAAAACGUUAGAAAACUGUUUCCAGAUUCAACUGUUGCAUCCAGAGUGAUAACUAAGCUGCAAAACACUGAGCCAUGUUGCUCACCUCAUUGAUAAAACAAAUGGAAUCCUUUUAUUUGCACUCCAAAGGAAUGUUCAUAAACAUUAACCUUGGUUUUUGAUGGUUUUUAUUCUUCCUUUCAUUAAAGGAUCACACCCAUAAGAAGAUACUCUUGUUUCAGAUAUAUGAAUUCAGUUUCUUUAAAAAUAAAGAAUUGUGACUGA
Molecule: messenger RNA, 4269 nt
Organism: Notechis scutatus (mainland tiger snake)
Lineage: Eukaryota; Metazoa; Chordata; Lepidosauria; Squamata; Elapidae
Gene: SORT1
Product: sortilin 1
Biological process (GO): vesicle organization; endocytosis; Golgi to endosome transport
Cellular component (GO): membrane; Golgi apparatus
Molecular function (GO): protein binding
Source: RefSeq, a predicted model, not a curated record